AUGCCCUGCUGCGUGCCCAGAUGCGUUCCGGCCGGCGAUUCCGCCGGGUUGGUCCGCUUUCCGGGCGCCGACCUGCUGCGGGACCGCUGGAAGCAGGCCAUCGAAGCGGGCACGGGGGUUGGUUUGGGGGAUCCUCCUCCGGACGGGUCGCUGCGGUUGGAGGUUUGUUUGGAACACUUUGCCAAGCCGGAGGAUGUUCGAGAGUACCGGGAACCGGCGCGGUUUGUUGAUGAAAACGGUCUUCCAAUCGAGUUGGCCAGCUGUCGGCUGUGCCUCCAGUUCCAACUCAAAUCCGACAUGGUACCCUCGUUGGGACAACUGACCUCGCUAGAAAAUUUGUCCACUAUCCUUCAACAAACAGCUAAAAUCAAACAGAGCUCGUCUGACAUUCCGAACAUGAUUUGCACCGAAUGCCUCGUCAAGGUGGACCUAAUUCACGCACUUCAAAGCCAAUUUGCGACCCAAGAUGCGCUUUACCGGUCAUUGCAGAGUGCGGGAGCAACGUGCCAACUGCAAGUCGUGGAAGCGACCGUGCAGGAUGAGUACGGCGAGCAAAAGUUGGAACCGCUCGAGGAGGACGAUUGGGAGGUUGAUUUUGACGCUGACGACGGUUCGAACUAUUCAAAGGAAAUGUAUCAGGAAGAUAGAGGGAGGAAAAGAAAGCGUUCGAAGAAGGGCGUCAAGAUGAGCUCUUUGAUCGCGCGAAAGUGCUACUUGUGCAAGGCGGCUCCGUUUGCCAACCCAGGCGAUUUGAUGAACCAUUUGAGCAAGGAGCACGCUUCAGAGAGCGAUUUAAGCUGUACGGAGUGUAACGACGGGAAAAAGUUCGAAACCAUCCAGCGCUUUAACCGGCACAUGAGUCAUCACGACGGCGAGGACCGUCCGCUCCGGUGCGGCUUCUGCCCGAUGCGGUACUGCAACGAGCACGGUGUGCACGCGCACGAGAAUCGAGAGCACGGAACGCGGCACGAGGUCACAGUGGUGCUGCAUCGUCCCACGGCUUGUGAGGAGUGCGGAAAAAUGUUUGCUUCGACGUCGAACAAGAAACGCCACUGGAAGGAAGCCCACGGUCGGAGCUCGAAGUUUGAGUGCGAGUUUUGCGAGGCGGAACUAACCUCGAGCCAGUCGUUGCACUCGCACGUGCUGGGGCAUUCGAAGCCGGUUGGGCACAAGUGUGAAAUCUGCGAGAUGUGGUUCCGAUCGGAAGCCGUGCUGCAGAAUCAUUUGGAGAAGAUUCACGAGAGCGCAAACUAUCUGGAUUGUGCGCCAUGCAAGCAACAGUUCGAGAGUGAAGAAGCGUUCAUCGAUCACUUGCAACAGAAGCAUCGACAGUGCGAAACGUACGAGUACUCGUGCAAUCUCUGCCUGGAAGUUCCUCAGAGCGCGCAAGAGCUGGAACAGCACAUUGAUCAGACUCAUAAAGAGUCGCAAUAUCCAUCGGUACGCUGCGUCAAAUGUACAAGAGAGUUCCGAUCCCAGCUUUUGCUGUACCGUCACCGCAAGCAAAAGUGCUCCAAGCGUUCGCUCCAGCUACGCUGCGAACCAUGCGAUCGUGAGUUCGCCACCCAAAAACACCUCAAAGAUCACGUUGCCGCAACCCAUCUGCACCAGAAACUCUACCCGUGUGACGAGUGUGGCAAGGAGUUCGGCUGGCAGAGCAACCUGGACAGCCACCGUCGCAGCGUCCACAACGAGGAGCGACCCUUCGUCUGCCAGCAGUGCGGAACGAGCUUCAAGGUCAGCAACAGUCUCUGCCGGCAUCGAAAGCGCUGCCACAUCAUGCGCCAGAAGGCACUGCUCAAGGCGAACCCCGAGCUGCGCGAGCCACGCCCCCUGCACGACUGCGACCUGUGCGACAAAACGUUCGCCACCAAGUCCACGCGGGACAACCACCGGCGGAGCAUCCACACCGGGGAGCGGUCCUACCUGUGCCAGCACUGCGGGAUGAGCUUCAAGGCGAGCUCGGUGCACUCGCGCCACCGGAAGCGCUGUCUGCUGCGGCAGGAAGCUCGGGCGGCGGCAACGGCACAGCGGGAAGCCAUUCGCGAGGCCCGGAAGCCGUUUGCGUGCGGGUUGUGCGGGAAGACGUUCCGGACGGAGCAGGUGCUGCAGAAGCAUGGCCGGAACCACCACUCGGGGGAGAAGAAGCGGAAAAGGGCGAAGAAGGCGAUGGAGAAGGAGAAGAAACCGAGGAGAAAGAAGGGGAAGGCUGGUGGGGACGCUGCUUCCGCAGUGGUCAAGGUGGAAACGGAACGCGAGGUGAAGGAGGAAAUGGUAGAAGAAAGUUGA
Culex pipiens pallens (northern house mosquito) is the source of this 2289-nucleotide messenger RNA. RefSeq names its product zinc finger protein 93-like. Gene Ontology annotation, biological process: regulation of transcription by RNA polymerase II. Bases 1 to 2289 code for a protein of 762 amino acids. Gene Ontology annotation, molecular function: zinc ion binding; RNA polymerase II cis-regulatory region sequence-specific DNA binding; DNA-binding transcription factor activity. Gene Ontology annotation, cellular component: nucleus. The transcript is spliced from 2 exons. The record is from RefSeq and is a predicted model, not a curated record. NCBI's taxonomy places the organism in Eukaryota, Metazoa, Arthropoda, Insecta, Diptera, Culicidae.